GGAGCGAAGCGGCGCGGGGAUGGAGGAGCUGAGCGCUGUGGGAGAGCAAGUUUUCGCAGCGGAAUGCAUUCUAAGGAAAAGACUGAGAAAGGGGAAGCUGGAGUACUUGGUGAAGUGGAGAGGAUGGUCUUCCAAACAUAAUAGCUGGGAGCCAGAAGAAAAUAUUCUCGAUCCACGGCUCCUGUUAGCUUUUCAAAGGAGCCAACAAGAGAGAGAACUGCAGAAUCGAAAACGAGGCAAGAGGCCCAGGGGCAGGCCACGAAAACAUGUGGAACAAGAAACUCCUCUUUCAUCAAAAUCAAGCAGUUCUUCUGAAGAGGAUGAGGAUGAUGAUGACGAAGAGGAAGAGGAGGAGGAAAGUGAUGAUCAGACCCAGACUACAUCCAGGAGCAAUGAACGGCGGGAAGAAUCGGAUCACAUCCCUCAAAAACGGAUCCAGACUGACAUUGGCCAAACUAAAACAGAUCUGAAAGACACUGGCAAAAAGAAACGCACCAGCAAAGUAAUUUGCAGCGAACUUCGAAAGAACAUUAAAGUGAAACCAGGAAAAGCUUUAAAAACAUCUGGAAAUGAUACAAGUGGUGACUCUGGAACAGAUGAAUCGUCAAAAGAGAAGCUGGAAAAACCAGAGGGAUCUUUGAGUGAAAAUAAUGUGGGCUCAGAAAAGAGCACUUUGGAAUCUUUGAACGUAUCUGGUGGGAUGUUAAAUUCAGGCAUUUUCAAUUCAUCAAAAUCCAAUAACCCCAGGUCAGCCUUGCAAACAGCAAAUCGUACAGGAUCAGGCCAGCACGCAUCCAGCUUACAUCCUGCCAGUCCAAUGCCGCUGAAUAAAUCUGCCUCUGAAAUGCAGCCUGGGAAUACAACAGUGCUAAAUCCACAAGGAAUGAAUGAGAAAAAUAAGGUAGGAUUAAUUAAGAAUCCUGGAAAUGCUAAAAACUCGGUAGAGUUGUGCAAAUCGGACUGCGACUCAAAGGGUUUGAAUAUUACUGGACCAAUAAAAACCAAUUCCAGCGUUUGUAGUUCAACUAAUUCAGGAUCAAAUUCCCAGAGUGUGAACAGUCAAAGCCCUGGUGUUCUUGGCCGUAAUUUACCAGCACCAAAUUCUCAGAACACUACUAAUUCAGGAUUAAAUUCACAUGCCUUAAAUCUGCAGAGUACCAACAAGAUAGGACUGAGUUCAAAAAGUGUAACUAGUCCAUCGGGUUUGACUUCAAAGAAUAUCAACAAUAAUUUGUCAUUUGUGAUUUCCAGGAGUGUUGGGACUCCAGGACCAAAUUCGACUGAACUGAACUCUCACGUUGUUUCUAAUAAAGUAUUAAAUUCACAGACUGUCAAUAGCCAGGCGUUGUGUGAGAGCAGCGGAAAAGAUGGUGUUGAGAAGGAGAAUCAGAUAAAAGUAGAUAAGGAGACAACAAAUACUUCAAUCCAUCAUUCUGACAACCAAACCAGAGACAGUGACAAAAAGGAUGUUUCAUCUGAGAUAUCCAAACAGAGCAGCAACAUGCCAACAGAACUGAGCACAGGUGAGGAGACGAUGAGUUCAGACUCUGAUCAUGACUCAUCAUUUUCGAGCAUGAUUCCAAACCCAUCCAUUUCCGUUCAGACAAACCAAGACUGGAAACCCACCCGCAGUUUGAUCGAACAUGUGUUUGUCACUGAUGUAACUGCCAACUUGGUCACAGUGACAGUGAAGGAGAGCCCAACUAGUGUGGGCUUUUUCAACAUCCGACAUUAUUAGAGUUAUUAGUUGAAAAACAAACUCUAGUAACCGGAUGUUAAUUUUCCAUGGAAAUCAGUUUUGAUCUUAGCCUUUAUGACCUUUUUUAUUUUGUACUUUACAGCUAUAAGCACCAUUCACAAUGAUGCACAGAUUACAGUUUCUUCCACUUCGAACAAAGAGUGCAUUAAAUAGAAAGUAGCCCCUUUGACUUGGCUCUUUUUGUCAGAUUUAUUCUGCCAAUCAGCAGUCCAACUCGUAAAAGCUUUCUUUUGUAUGUAGGAUGUAUUAUGUAAACUGAGUCUGAUCUGAGUACCUGCAAAAUAAUAUCUGUUUUUGACUGUCCGUUUUUAUAAAAUGAAAGUAAAAGAAUGAAAAACAUGAACAAAUAAAUAAUUUGCAUUGAUGCCAGGAGCAGUAAAAGCCUGGCGAGAUCAGCCAUGAUGAAGGGUUAUGUUUUAGUGGUAUAUUCUAGGUGUUUAGUCAGUGCAUGAAACUCUAAGUUUAGAAGGAAACGUGACCAGGGCGAUAUAGUAUAACUUGUUGCUGAAACAAUUUGAUUUUGAUUUAUAUUUGUUAGGAAGUGUAAGAAAGUUACUACCCAGACUCAAGUGUACAUGCCCUUAUCAGCAGAGAAAGGGAGAAAGGACCCAAUAUUGACCAAGCUGUGGAAAUUCAGGGUAGUUGAACGUUGACACCUAAGCAGAAAUUCACGCCAUCACUAAUUGUUUGUUUCAGUUGAGAUGAUUAAAAUUAAUGUUCCGCAGGGUCAAUAUAUGGGAAGUGAACAAAUUAAUGCUACUGGAUAAUAUAGAUGGGCAGUUUUACUCUGAUCCUUGUACAAUGGAAGCUCCUUGAAACACUUCCAAGGUGGCAAAAAUAUGUUGUUCAAUAAUUUGAUCAGGAAAACGCUACAAAAGGUACGUAUGUUUUUCUUUUGGUUAAUGGAGCCCAUUACACUGUCUAAUAGGCAUGAUUUAAUCCAUGCUGAUAUUCUGUUAUAGGAACAGAAUGAUCUUGAGGCCACCAGCAUAUGAAAUGACGAGAUGUAAUUUCGAGCUCAUUUCGUUGAGCAGCAUAUUUUAGGAACUAGGUUAUAGGAUGGAAUAAAAUACUAGCCUUUAAUCUUUUGGGCACACGUUUAAUCCCUCCUCUUUUCAAAUUUCUCACAAUCCUGUUUGAAAUCUUCAGGUUUUUAAACCCUAGCCAAUCUUUACUUCCUGUUUAUGUCCCCUUCCUUUUUUAUUCUUUUCAAGACUGGUGGUAUCCCACACUCUUAGAUUUGGUUAUUUAGCUGUUGCUCAGCAUGUAGCACCCUCACCUCUGAGACAGAACUUUAUGGGUUCAAGUUUCACUCCUGAAGCCAGGAUGACACUCGCAGUGUGGGACUGUCUCAGGUGCUGUCUUUCAAAUGAACCAUUUAAAAAAAAACCACAAGAACCUGCGUGCCUUGUGGGAGCUGAUUAAUGCAGCUGGCUAGAUGGCUAGAGUGUGCUGCAGAAUCACACCAAUGGCACAGGUUCAGUCCUCAUACUGGCACAAUCGUUUAUGGCAGCCUGCCUCCUCUUGCGAAGUGGUGCCUCUCAAGGUAUACAUAAACCAUUCUCUCUCUAAUGGGGAAAGACGGUUGUGGUCCUUUGUGGACUAUGGCUAAUUACCUAGGUGUUGGAUUCACCGUGGAAUCUCAAUUAAACUACCAGCUUGAGAUUUGGCCACCAGGGCUUGAACCCAUGACUCUGGUGAUACAGAGUACACCUGAGCAGAUGUACUCAAGCCUUUGAGCUUGUUAGAACCAUAGAAGAGUUACAGCGCAGAAAGAGGCCAUUCAGCCCAUCGUAUCUGUGUCGGCCAGAAAAAGAUGAAAAAGCAACUAGCCACUCAUUUUAAUCCCACUUUCCAGCACCUGGGUCCGUAGCCUCACAGGUUACAGUUGUUACUUAUUCUGCCAUUCAGUUAGAUUAUGGUUUAUCUAUAUCACUUGAUCCCCUUGCCUAAUCUGUCAAUCUCAGUCUUAAAAGUUUCAAUUGAUCCAACAUCCACAGCCUUUUGGAGGAGAAAAUUUCACAUUUCCAUGAAAAGUGCUUUCUGACUUCACUCCUGAACGGUCUCACUCUAAUGUUAAUUGUGCCCCUUGUUCUCGAUUCUUCCACCAAAGGAAAUGGCUUUUCUGUAUUUACUCUGUGGAAUCCUAUUAUUAUAAAUACCUCACAAUUAGAUCACCUAAAUGCAAGGGCAUACAGCCCAAAAUUAUGCAACAUAUCUUCAUAAUUUAACUAUUUAAAGGUCCAUCUACAAUGUGGCGAUUCUACACUAUUGUCUCCAUGCAUUCCAGCCCACCCUUCCACCAAUAUCAUGUGCCCAGAACUGAAUGCAAUAUUUUUGAUGGGGUCUGGCCAAGUCUCUACAGCUGAAGCAUAAGUUUCUCCCCUUUGUUUUCCAAUCCUCUUGAGAUGAAAACUAACAUUUCCAUUAGUCUUUUUGAUUAUUAUUUGUAGCUGCAUGAGCCAAGUUCAUAACCGAAUUAACAACCUUGCUGGUGGUUUAAAAGUUAUGAAAUGUCGUUUUAAAAUUAAAUAGCUCACUGUCUAAUAGAUAAAUGCCCAAAUGGAUAAGGCGUUUGGUGAUGUUGAAACCAUACGUGAGCAAGGAAUUAAUCUCUACAGGUUGGGGGUGGGAAGGAGAAAAAUAAGGGUUAAGAAACUAACUUUUUUAUUAUUAUUAUUAAUAAUGUCUUGAAUAGCUGUAGAUUUAACCUUUAGGCUAACUCUCAGCAGUAGGUUCAGCAUUAACUUAAUUUUUAUAAAAUUAAAAUGUGUAUCGAAGUGCUACUGUGAAGUUGUUUUUGUACUCGAGUUUUUUCUCAAAGGAACAGAAAGUUGAUAAAUAAAAUUUUAAAAA
This is a messenger RNA of Carcharodon carcharias (great white shark), 4615 nucleotides long. RefSeq names its product chromobox homolog 2 (Drosophila Pc class) (gene cbx2). Bases 20 to 1738 code for a protein of 572 amino acids. Gene Ontology annotation, cellular component: PRC1 complex; heterochromatin. Lineage: Eukaryota; Metazoa; Chordata; Chondrichthyes; Lamniformes; Lamnidae. The record is from RefSeq and is a predicted model, not a curated record. The transcript is spliced from 5 exons. Gene Ontology annotation, biological process: negative regulation of transcription by RNA polymerase II.